Molecule: messenger RNA, 2588 nt
Organism: Neofelis nebulosa (Clouded leopard)
Lineage: Eukaryota; Metazoa; Chordata; Mammalia; Carnivora; Felidae
Gene: CFAP100
Product: cilia and flagella associated protein 100
Exons: 18
Coding region: 846-2504 (552 amino acids)
Cellular component (GO): ciliary basal body
Source: RefSeq, a predicted model, not a curated record
GAUGCGCGUGGGGCCCGGGGAGGGCUCCUCUGGCGCCCCUUGCAAGGCCCCUUUGCAAGGCUGCCCGUGUGUCCUUACUCGUUACUUUGCUUUAUCAUAUACCUAGCUGUCUAGCCAUCCCUGUGUCCUUCCAUGCCUUGUGCACCCCCGCUGUAUGGCCCACCGCUCAUCCCAACCGAGUUGGGGUGUUGGGAGGCGGGGCGCUGCUAACUCGUCCCUCUCCAGGCCUGGGCAGUAGCAGAGUGUUGCUGGAAUGGCUCGGACUUUGGAGUCCAGGAAUCUUGAGCUGGAAUCCCCGCUGUGGCCUUUCUUUGCUGUGUGACUUUGGACGCCUCGCUGAAUCUCCACUUUGCUUCUUCCUUUGCAAAAGGAAAAUUUCAUUCAGCGAAUCGUUAAGACGCUCCAAAGACGCCACGCUAGGCGCUUUGAUGAGCACAUUGGCUCCACGUGAGAAAAGACCCCUGUCCUCUUGGAGGUUGCUUUCAGGGGGAAAAAGGUAAUGCACGGAUUUUUUUUUAAGUGAUAACUCAGACAGCGGUAACUGCAGCGAAGAAAGUAAGGUUGGAAUCGCCUUUAGCCAAGGCCAAGUUUUGCAACAAGCCUUUGUUCCUCUGCCCAGAUGUCCAGGAUAACAUCCACUAUGGUCUCCAAGGACAUGAUUUACAACAUGGCUGACACCCACCAUCCUGGUUUCUGUCCGUAGGAGUCUGACUGCUCUGGGGACCUCAUAGAACAUCCUGGAGUCCACGGAAAAUAGUUCUACUUCAGUCAUUGAAGAAAAAAAGGAAAAACGCAGGAACACAGUGCCCGAGAUUGUUCCUGACCAUGCGGCUAAUCCUUUCCACAUGUCUGGAGACGUGGAUUUCUUCUUGCUCAGAGAUCAGGAGCGGAAUAAGUCUCGCCUAGAGAGGGAGCAGAAGAAGACGCUGCGGAUGCACCAAAAGAUGACCUACGCGUCCAAAGUGUUGGCCAAGCACACCAGCCUGCGUCGCGAGCUGCAGCUGGAGGACGAGAUGCAGGACCAGGAGGUGCGCGCCGAGGCGGAGCGGCUGCGCGCCUUCCACGACAACACGGCGUGGAAGCUCUCCAUGACCAAAGAAAAGAAGAUGGAAUCUGACAACCUGAACAACUACAUCAACCAGAAGCGUCAGAUGUUCCGCAUCCAGUACGCCCUGGACAUGAAGCAGCAGGAGAUCCAGCGGCUGGAGCUGCUGGUGACCAAAGAGGAGGCAGAGCUGGAGCGGGCAGAAAGGUCCCUGGAGAAUGACGCCGCCCUGUUCGAGGAGUUCCUCCGGGAGAAUGAUCGGAGCUCGGUGCAGGCCCUGAAAGCGGCUGAGAAGGAGACCAAAGCAAAGGUGGAGAAGAUCUUGGAAAUCCGGGACCUGACCACCCAGAUCAUGAACAUCAAAAGCGAGAUCUCCAAAUUUGAAGACACUUUGCAGCAUUACAAGGCCUACAAGGACUUCCUGUACAAGCUGUCGCCCAAGGAGUGGUUGAAAGAGAGGGAGGAGAAGCGUUUGGCUCUCAAAAAGGCCAAGGAGGUCACUGAGCCCCCCAUAGAGAACACUUUACACUCCACGAUCCGGGACAAAGGACCAGGGACCAAGGGCAAGACAGGCUCCAGAGAGGGGCAGGGCCCAAAGAAGUCCUGGAAGUUCCUGCAGGUGGCGCAGCUGGGGCAGAUCCCGUCCAACACCCUGAACCUCCAGCAUAGAAGCCAGGCCAGUGUGUAUAGUGGGCUGAACGCCAAAGGGUCAGACUCUACCACCACUAUGACUGAGGACUCAGGCAGCGACGGGGAGGAGCUGGACCUAUACUUCACGGAGCCCCAGCAGCUCCUGGACAUCUUCACGAAGCUAGAGGAGCAGAACCUGUCGCUCAUCCAGAACACACAGGAGAUGGAGGAGACCCUGGAGGAUCUGAACUGCACCCUGAAAAACACCCAGAUCCGCAUGGACAGGGAAGUCAACCAGCUGAAGCAGUGGGUCAACACGCUGAUGACGUCCAUCGCCAAGGAAGAGGAGACAGUGGCCGAGCUGCAGCUCAAAGCUCGAGUGUUCCACUUCGGCGAGUACAAGGGCGCUCAGGAGGACAAGCUUCUGGAAAGCCUGAACCGCAAGGUGCUGGACGUGUACCGGCACUGCAUCGGCACCCAGCAGGAGUCCAACCUGGGCACUGUGCAGAUGCUCACCAUCAUCGAGCACUACCUGAACGAGCUGCUCGAACACCUAGAGCAUGUACCCCAGGUCAAGAUCGAGCAGGCUGAGAAGGCCAAGGAGAAGGAGCGCCGCAUGAGACUCCGGGAAGAGAAGGUGCUGAUGCAGAAGCAGCUGCAGGAGGAGCGUCUGCAACGGGCCCAGGCUCGGGCCCAGGCAGAGAUCAAGAAGAAGAGAGGCAGGAGGCUGGUGUGUCGCUCCCAGCUCCCAGUCCUGAAAAUAAAGGUGGAGCCUGAGCACGUGCUGAUGGACAAGGAAAAGGAGGAGCAGCUGCUGUUCUUCACCUAGCCCUCCAGUGCUGGCCGGCCCCUCUGCCCACAGCACGGCAACAGCAGCAGCAGGAACCCCGGGCAGGGCAGGGCAGGGCAGGGC